CCGAUGGCCCAACCCCCACACCACGACACACCACGACACCGCCCAACACCCAUACCCCCACCUUAUCCUCCUCCUCCACCGCCGCCGCCGCCUCCAUCUAUUGCGCCCAACAACUCCCCAUCCGCCGCCCAUCCCCAGAUCUAGAUCUGAACCUCCCGUGACUGCCGGAUGAUGGCCGCCGGGGCGCACGAGGACUCCGACGAGCCGCCGCGGCGGUCGGCGCUGAAGAAGAGCGCGCCGGCGCAGCCGUGGUCGGACCCGGAGACCCUGCACCUCAUCGACGCCUACGACGAGCGCUGGACGGCUCUGGGCCGCGGCCAGCUCAAGGCGCAGCAGUGGGAGGAGGUGGCGGCGGACACCGCCGCGCGCUGCGCCGCCACGCCGGGCCUCGCCGUCCAGCGCAAGACGGGGACCCAGUGCCGCCACAAGCUCGAGAAGCUCCGCAAGCGCUACCGCACCGAGGCCGCCCGCCCCGUCACCUCGCUCUGGACCUUCUUCCGCCGCAUGGAUCAGCUCGAGCGCGGCCCCAACGCCGCCUCCUCCGCCUAUCCGGCCGCGGGUGGCUCCCCGCCUGCCGCCGCCUCCGACGAGGAAGAAGAGGAGGAAGAAGACGAAGAGGAAAACCAGGAGGAUGAGGAGGAGGAGGAAGAAGAGCUCAUCCCCCGGAACAACACCAGGAGCAUCAACGGCAUCAUCCGGGAAUUCGGCAGCGGCCUCGCCCCGCGCCACCCGCAGCUGCAGCUCCAGCAGCAGCAGCAGCCGCCGCCGCCGCCUUCAAUCACGCCGUCCACCGCACCUCCACGGAAGAGAGUGGCCUACGAGGCGUUCCAGGCUAAGGCCGCAGCCGCCGCCGCGGCUGCGGUUGCGGCUGACAAGGCCAAGGAAGAGGAGGUGGAGCUGGUCCGCCGCCGCCCCUCCGGGCCUGGGGGAGCCAGCGCCCAGCUCUCGGCGGUGCUGAGGGACUUCAGCGAUGGGGUCAUGCGGCUGGAGCGGCGGCGCAUGGAGAUGCAGUGGGAGAUCGAGCGCGGGUGGCAGGAGACGGAGGCCCGCCACGCCCAGAUGCUCCAGGACGCGCAGCGCCAGCUCCGCGACGCCAUCGCCGCCGCCUGCUCCCUGCCGCCGAAGAAGGCCAGGAGGGACUACGGCAGCAGCGGAGACUCCUAGCAACUGAUGGCCUUAUGAUCUGAUGGUGAUGGUAGGGAUCCCAGCUGUUCCUCCCCUUGUUCAGGAUUGUAGUCGUAGUUCGUAUAUGGUAGUACUGAUUUGCAGUAGCAUUUUUAACUAUCUCUGUUAUGCGCGUCCGUUAUGGUGAAUGACGAUGCUUUUGGACGAUAAAGGCUAGUGCAGUUGCUGAUUUCUAUCUAGUACAUGCAGCUGUAGCUGUGAUUGUGUGUUGCGAUUUGUCUGUGCUUUGCUUCUGUUCUGUGGGAGGUGACAAAGCUGCACAGGUGUUCGACA
This is a messenger RNA of Setaria italica (foxtail millet), 1458 nucleotides long. RefSeq names its product trihelix transcription factor ASIL1. Lineage: Eukaryota; Viridiplantae; Streptophyta; Magnoliopsida; Poales; Poaceae. Gene Ontology annotation, cellular component: nucleus. Bases 169 to 1164 code for a protein of 331 amino acids. The transcript has a single exon. The record is from RefSeq and is a predicted model, not a curated record. Gene Ontology annotation, molecular function: transcription cis-regulatory region binding.